This is a messenger RNA of Ilyonectria robusta, 1110 nucleotides long. RefSeq names its product PLC-like phosphodiesterase. Gene Ontology annotation, molecular function: phosphoric diester hydrolase activity. The coding region runs from base 1 to 1110 and encodes 369 amino acids. The record is from RefSeq and is a predicted model, not a curated record. The transcript has a single exon. Gene Ontology annotation, biological process: lipid metabolic process. NCBI's taxonomy places the organism in Eukaryota, Fungi, Ascomycota, Sordariomycetes, Hypocreales, Nectriaceae.
AUGCCGUCCAUCGCCAGCUGCUCCGGCGUCUACGGCUUGCCGCGCCGUCUCCCGGUCUUCGCGUCCGGCGCCGUCGUCUUCAUCAUGGUCCUCUUCUACCUCCUCCUCUCCACGGCGCCCUGCAUGGUCUGGGGUGUCUGCUACCACGGUUACCAGAGCGCCUACAGCUUCGAUGCCGACCUCGCCCACCACCCGGCCUGGAUGGGCGACCUCCCCGACGACGUGCCCAUCUCCAGCCUCAGCAUCCCCGGCACCCACGACACCAUGACCUACGACAUUGGCGACGAGGGCCUGCAGUGCCAGAACUGGAACCUCAGCGUGCAGCUCGACGCUGGCCUACGGUACUUUGAUAUCCGCGCCCGGCUGCGCGACGACGAGCUGCAUAUAUACCACGGCAACGGCUACACUGGCUUCAGCUUCACCGACGUCCUCAUUUACAUGUUUGAGUUUCUCGACGCGAACCCAUCUGAGGCCAUCGUCAUGCGCCUCAAGCAGGAGGGAAACCCCAUUGGCAAGGCCAACACCAUCUCGUUCGAGGACGCCUUCAACCGCUACCGUAAGGACAAUCCAGUCACUACAGCCGGCGCCUCGGACCAUCUCUACCUCUACAAUCGCACCACGCCGCUCCCCACCCUCGGCGAGCUGCGCUCCAAGAUAUUCAUCUUGCAACAGUUCCCGGAUACCAGUGGCCCGUACGGCCUCUUGUGGGAGGGCAAGCAGAUGUAUCUCGAGGACUACUGGAUCAUCCCUGACAUCUACCACCUCUCAGACAAGUGGACAGCCAUCCGCGAGGCCCUCGAGACCGCCUCAACGGCUGUCCACGACAACUCCCGCCUCUACCUCGCCCACGUGUCCGCCUCGAUCGGCGUGCUGCCCAUCGAGGCCGCCGCGGGGCCCAUGAACCGCACCGUGACGGGAAUGAACGACAUGACGGGCCAGUGGGUCGAGGACUUUGAGCACGUCCAGGAUGCCACCCGCACCGGCAUCAUCAUCAUCGAUUUUCCCGGGCGCAGGCUCAUCGACGCAAUUCUCCGGUGGAACAAGCCCUUCCAGCACAAGUCGCGGCGCAGCGCCGGACCACGGUCCUCGGAAUUAUCGAAAUACUGGUGA